Molecule: messenger RNA, 1473 nt
Organism: Punctularia strigosozonata HHB-11173 SS5
Lineage: Eukaryota; Fungi; Basidiomycota; Agaricomycetes; Corticiales; Punctulariaceae
Exons: 5
Coding region: 1-1473 (490 amino acids)
Biological process (GO): retrograde protein transport, ER to cytosol; endoplasmic reticulum unfolded protein response
Cellular component (GO): endoplasmic reticulum lumen
Source: RefSeq, a predicted model, not a curated record
AUGAUCCCGUCGUCCCUCAGCACGCUCGUCGUCCUCGUCGCCCUCGCCGUCGGCGCACGACCCGCGUCGCUGCUGCACUCGGUCCCCGAGGACCCGUAUGCGUUUCCCAAGUACCGCGUCACCUUCCUGAAUGGCAACCCCGUUCUAAACGAGACUGCCGAACGAUGGCUUCAGCACGGUCUCCGCGGCGGCGAACCCGAGUUCCUCGAACAGCCGUGGGCUGACGUCGGACACGACCACUCGGACGCCCGCAAGGAGAUCGGCCAUGCUGACAAUGAGCAUGCCGUCGAGUCCCUCUCGCAACCGCCUCCAGCCGGGAGCUCGCCAUACUCGGUCGAACUCAUGAGGCUCGGCCCCAAGAACCGCUUCUUAUGUCUCGUCCCCCCGCCUCUCGAGCCUCCGCCCCAGGAACAGGAGGAAGAGUUGCGCGAAGUCACGCCCGCCCACAGCUGGUCCCUUCUUCAGCCACUGACCGGCACAUGUCUCUAUGCGUGGUUCACCUACUCGUACUGCCAUAACUCUCACGUGCGCCAAUUUCGAGAAAUGGCGCACGCGCAUCCACAUCCUCCGGGUGGCUACAUCCCCGAAGAAGACCCCGAGUGGGAAGCGUACACCCUCGGCCGUGCGCCGCCGAUCCCCGAACCGGGCACGGAGCUUACCGUGGCCGAGCAGAACGCGCUCGCCGCCAACCUCGACAUCGCGCGCGGCGCCGGAUCCCGCUACCUCGUCCAGCGAUGGGGCGACGGCACGGUGUGCGACAAGACCGGCAAGAAGCGCGAGAUCGAGAUCCAGUUUCACUGUUCAAUGACGACGACGGACCACAUCCUGUUCGUGAAGGAGACGAAGACGUGCUCCUACGUGCUCGUCAUCCAGACCCCGCGCCUCUGCGGCGAGCCCGGGUUCAAGUCGCGGCAAGAGCAGCGCGACGAGGCGCUCAUUCGGUGUCGAGAGAUCGUCGACACGCUCGAGAACGUCGACCGCACCCUGCCGGAGGCCGACGAGUUCUUCAAGCGGCCGGCGCGGACCAAACCUGUGCUUCCGCCUCCGCCUCCACCCCCGCCGGUCACCCUCCCCAAGGCCAUCCCCGGCGCAGGGAAUGACAUGCUGCGCAAGGCCCUCGAAGCCUUCCUAGGCAAAGAACGACUCAAGGACGGCGGCGAGCUGCAGGCCGGGGUGCUAAUUGAGAAGCUCGGCGAAGACGGCGAGAUCGUCGUGGAAUUCAUCGGCGAAGAUGAGCUGGACGUCGACCUUGGCGGACACGGCGAGGACGGAGGCUUCGAGACGAUCGACGUCCGCGAUCCGGACACGCUGACGGCCUUAUUACGUGCCGCCGGCUUUGACGUCGCAGGCCCGCGGGACGAGAAAGAAAAGGCAAAAAAGAAGUCUACGGAGAGGACGAAGGCUGGAGAGGCGCCCGCGCCUGUGCCCGAGGCCGAACCCGAGCCCGCGCCAGUGCCCAGGGACGAGCUAUAG